Molecule: messenger RNA, 1812 nt
Organism: Camponotus floridanus (Florida carpenter ant)
Lineage: Eukaryota; Metazoa; Arthropoda; Insecta; Hymenoptera; Formicidae
Gene: Calr
Product: calreticulin
Exons: 8
Coding region: 118-1374 (418 amino acids)
Biological process (GO): protein folding
Cellular component (GO): endoplasmic reticulum; endoplasmic reticulum membrane
Molecular function (GO): calcium ion binding
Source: RefSeq, a predicted model, not a curated record
CGCUAAAGUCACCAACCACGUCCGCCGAACGAACAUUAUCGGCCAGUUCGUCGUGGUGGCAAGUGCCUCCUUCAUCGUCGUCUCUUCGGGAUCACGUCGUUCUGUCGGCGUCCGAAAAUGCGGUCUCUCUGCACGUUUGUUCUACUCGUAGUACUCGCUAUUGUCACAGCGGACAUCUACCUGGACGAGAAAUUCAACGAUGAUUCAUGGGAAAAAACUUGGGUCUACUCUGAGUAUCCGGAUAAAGAAUUUGGAAAAUUUGUUUUAAGUCAUGGAAAAUUUUGGAACGAUCCAGAAAAUGAUAAAGGUAUUCAGACAUCACAAGAUGCAAGGUUUUAUGCUGUCAGUAAGAAAUUCACUCCGUUCAGCAAUAAGGAAAAGACUCUUGUUAUCCAAUUCACUGUCAAGCAUGAACAAAACAUUGACUGUGGUGGUGGAUAUCUCAAAGUGUUCGAUUGCUCAAUCGACCAGAAAAAUUUGUAUGGAGAAAGCCCAUACCUAAUUAUGUUCGGACCUGAUAUUUGUGGCCCAGGAAUUAAAAAAGUGCAUGUCAUCUUUAAUUAUAAAGGCAAGAAUCUUUUGAUAAAUAAAGACAUUCGCUGCAAGGACGAUAUCUACACACAUUUGUACACGUUGAUUGUUAAACCUGAUAAUACAUACAAGGUACUCAUCGACAACGAGGAAGUAGAGUCCGGUGAGUUGGAAGCAGACUGGGGUUUCCUCCCUCCAAAGAAAAUCAAGGAUCCAUCUCAAACCAAACCUGCAGAUUGGGAUGACAAACCCAGUAUCGAUGAUCCUGAGGAUAAAAAACCAGAGGACUGGGACAAACCCGAGCACAUUCCUGAUCCUGAAGCUACCAAACCUGAGGACUGGGAUGACGAAAUGGAUGGCGAAUGGGAAGCACCCAUGAUCGAUAAUCCUGAUUACAAGGGUGAAUGGAAACCGAAACAAAUCGACAAUCCUAACUAUAAGGGACCGUGGAUUCAUCCCGAAAUCGAUAAUCCUGAAUAUACAGCUGAUCUCGAGCUUUAUAAGCGUGACGAAAUCUGCGCUGUCGGUUUUGAUUUAUGGCAAGUUAAAUCUGGUACCAUUUUCGAUAACGUUCUAAUCACCGAUGAUCCGGAAGUCGCGCGCAAAUUCGGAGAAGAAGUCUGGAAACCUACAUUGGAAGGUGAAAAGAAAAUGAAAGAAGCGCAAGACGAAGAGGAAAGGAAGCAAAGAGACAAAGAGGUAAAAGAAAGCGAAAGCAAAGACGAAGAUGAUGAAGAUGAAGAUAACAAUAUACCAGAUGCUGAAAAUGAAGAUAAUAAUAUACCAGAUAUACCCGAAGAUGAUGAUAACGAUAAACCAGAUGAAGAGCAUGAUGAAUUGUAAAUAUAAAUGAAUGUGUCGCGCGUGGACGUAAACACACACAGACUGUAUUCCAGAAGCUACGUGGUCGCGACGCGUACUAAUUCUCCCACAGGCACAAAAUUGUAAUCUAAAGACAUGCAAUAGCAAGAGAACAGGAUAAUAGUCUCGUCGAUUAUGUCGCCAUAUUUUCUACGAAGAUGUUACGUUGAGUUCGGUUUUAGAUUUCAAAAUAAAGUCUCGCCCAAUAUUUCAGUAAUUAUUUUGGUCUUGGUAUCACAGCGUCUAAACAUUUUUAAUCACGAUAUAAUUUAUUACUAUUCGAGCGCAAAUUAUCCUGAAAUAUUAACUUGUAAACGUCGAUCGUGUAAGUAUAGAUCAAGUGAUUGAUAUUUCCACGAGAUACAUCGGAUGUGUGUGGAAUACAAAAAAAAAAAACAAUAUUAAAAAUUAGAGAAAGAA